Molecule: messenger RNA, 879 nt
Organism: Mycotypha africana
Lineage: Eukaryota; Fungi; Mucoromycota; Mucoromycetes; Mucorales; Mycotyphaceae
Product: ATP11 protein-domain-containing protein
Exons: 4
Coding region: 1-879 (292 amino acids)
Biological process (GO): mitochondrial proton-transporting ATP synthase complex assembly
Cellular component (GO): mitochondrion
Source: RefSeq, a predicted model, not a curated record
AUGGUAACUGAACGACUAAAAAACUUUCCUCAAAAAUCUGGGGUAGAAAAUAGGCUAAAAAUAAAAUUGGGUGGCAUAAUAGUGCACUUUAAGUUUUAUACAGCCCAGGUCAAAGCAACGGUUGACUUUGAAGCUAAAUAUGCCGAUAAGAUCAAGAAAAUAGCUCAAAAAGAAGGGCUCACCGUGGAGCAAUUAAAGCAAAAGAUUAAAGAUGAAGCGGCCAAGAAAUUGAAAGCCGCAAAGCCUAAGAAAGUUGUAAAUCCAAUAGCAAAAGAAACAAGCAACAACAGUCAUGUGAGCGCUGCGUCCACAAUGCCAGGAAAAACACAGAUGCCAUACGACUCCUCUGCUCCUACGUUGGAUAAAUUAGUCAAGCUGGAUCUACUGGAAAAAGAAACACCUGAAAAUAUAGCCAAGAUUUGGAAUGCAGGUCAUGCCAAUCAAGACUGUAUCACUGCUGUUAUUCCUAGUGAGACAUACGAUACACUUUAUAAACGAGGACAAGAGUAUCCAAUGUUCGUCGUUCCUAUGCCUAGAGAGCAGGGUGUCGAGUUCUUCUUUUUACAAUUCAACUACAACCAAUGCAACUUCACAUCUCUACUGGAGUAUAAAACAAAAGGCACGGAAGCUCGACCUUUCUUGACACUCACACAUUUUCCAGAACUUCAGCAAUCCAAGGGUAUCGUGUUGAUGAAGGGCGAAAUCAAUAAGGAUCCAAAGAUGCUGGACACCGCCAAUGCUCAAUUCUUAGCUUUUGCCUUACAGCACUUUUAUGUUACAGGUGGAGACGAAAAAUUCAAGUUGGUAGAAAAGUUUCACAAGUCGCCCGGUGAUUUUGAUUUCAAUGAAUUGAUCAAAGCCGUUGAAACACUCGUCUAG